AUGCAAGAACUUCCAGAUUGCUUGUACGAGGGAAAGCAACCAACCUUAAUCACUCCAUCUUCUCCCACGCCAAAUCACACUCUCUACCUUUCCAACCUCGACGACCAUCAUUUUCUCAGAUUCUCUAUCAAGUACCUCUACCUUUUCCAAAAGUCUCCCUCCUCUCUAACCCUCAAAGAUUCUCUAUCUAGGGUGCUAGUCGAUUACUACCCGUUCGCUGGUCGGAUCAAGGUCUCUGCCGACAAGACCAAGCUCGAGGUUGACUGUAAUGGGGAGGGGGCAGUUUUCGCAGAAGCUUCCAUGGAUAUAACUCGUCAAGAGUUUCUUGAAAUUUCACGCAAACCAAAAAGCUCUUGGAGGAAGCUCUUGUUCAAGGUUAAAGCUACCGGUUUCUUGGAUAUCCCUCCUCUUAUCAUACAGGUGACGUAUCUCCGUUGCGGAGGUAUGAUCCUCUGCACUGCGAUCAAUCAUUGCCUUUGUGACGGCAUCGGCACAUCGCAGUUCCUACAUGCAUGGGCCCAUGCCAACACCACCAGUGCUCCGCUUCCCAUCCAACCGUUCCACUCUCGACACAUGUUAGAACCACGAGAUCCACCGCAUGUCACACACUCACAUCCCAGUUUCACCUGGACCACCGUAAACAAAACCUCCACCUUCAACAUUUGCAAGUAUUUACAGUCCCAACCACUGGCUCCCACCACUCUUACCUUCACACCAUCCCUUAUCAUACGCUUAAAGAAAACAUGCGCUCCCUCGCUAGAAUGCACCACGUUCGAGGCACUAGCGGCUCACACAUGGUGCUCUUGGGCUCGAUCUCUUGACUUGCCGUUGACCAUGCAGGUCAAACUUUUGUUCUCUGUCAAUAUGAGGAAAAAGCUGACUCCAGAACUUCCCCAAGGGUAUUAUGGUAACGGAUUCGUGCUAGCUUGCGCCGAGAGAAAAGUACAACACCUAGUCAAUGGUAAUAUUUACCACGUGGUAAAAUUAAUACAAGACGCGAAAACGAGAAUCACCGACGAGUAUGUAAGAUCAACGAUAGAUUUACUGGAGGAUAAAACUGUAAAAACAGACGUCUCAAAAAGUUUGGUUAUUUCACAAUGGGCGAGAUUGGGAUUAGAGGAUUUGGAUUUUGGAGGAGGAAAACCAAUGUAUAUGGGUUCUUUGACGAGUGAAAUCUACUGUUUAUUUUUGCCGGUGACCGGAAACUGUGACGCCAUUAGUGUUCAGGUGUCCUUGCCGGAGGAUGUUUUGAGGAGGCUGGAGUAUUACAUGGUUAAGUUUCUUGACGAAAAAGAGGAUGAAGACGAGGACAGUGAGAUACCGCCGGAUACAGAGGACGCUGAGAUCACUCUCCAAUCUCUUACAGGAUGGGGAUCUCCUAAGACUAUUCGCGCCUACACAGAAAUAUAUAGACAAAAUAUGGUCGCUUUGAUCGAUAGUGGCGCCAGCCAUAAUUUCAUAAAUGACAAAACCGCAGCACUCCUGGAUCUGCAACUCAUUCCGACUAAACCGUUCAAUGUGAGAGUGGCUGAUGGAUUUCCGAUACAGUGUAGCGGCAUUUACCGGAAAAUAGAGAGCUCUGACAGCGAUGGCUAUGUUCCCGACGAGAUGCAACAACUAUUGCAACAAUACAUCAACAUAUUCCGUGCUCCGACAACCCUUCCUCCACCACAAGAUAUUGAGCACCACAUCGUGCUGAAGGAGGGAAGCAAUCCAGUGAAUGUUUGGCCGUAUCGCUAUGUUUCAAAUCUUCUCAAGUCUCAAACCACCAAUAUGUUUACUUUCCAACAAAGCGACAAACCGGUUUCUGCUACUCAAGCUAUGGCUAGACGCUACAGUCGCUCUGAGAAAGAAAAAUGGCAGUCUCCCUCUGAGCCACCAGCCAAACGACCUCCGGUGCGCAUACCGGCAAACGACUGCGAAGAUCUCAUAGAGGCCAACAGACUAACUAUCAUUGGGCGGCUAACGAACCCUCUGGUCCAAUAG
Messenger RNA from Brassica oleracea var. oleracea, 1986 nucleotides. Its product is annotated as omega-hydroxypalmitate O-feruloyl transferase-like. Gene Ontology annotation, molecular function: acyltransferase activity, transferring groups other than amino-acyl groups. Lineage: Eukaryota; Viridiplantae; Streptophyta; Magnoliopsida; Brassicales; Brassicaceae. The coding region runs from base 1 to 1986 and encodes 661 amino acids. The transcript has 5 exons. The record is from RefSeq and is a predicted model, not a curated record.